CCACAAUGCUAUGAGAGCUGCAAAGAAAUUUCGUUUAGCAAGAAAGAAAUCCUUAAAGAACUCUGCACUAUCUAUGACAGCCCUCUCGAUGUGACUGUGUAAGUUCCCUGCCUUGCGGAAACAACUGAAGAUGAUAAGAAUUACUCACAUAGGAAGAACACAUUUGGUAAGAAAUUUGGAUUACAGUUUCACUUGCAGUGAGGGAGCCUUCCUUUUAGGUGAAGGAGUUGACGUAGAGACAAAAGCGGUAUAGCUGAAAAAGAUGGAGGAACACCGGAUUCAUAUGAUAAUACAAAUGAUGGGUCUCCUGCUAUUUGCUCUCCCACAUUACUCUGACACCUUAAAUCUAAACCUGGUUAACUUCACUGAAUUCUCUGGCCCUGAGGGAAGCUUCUUUGGCUUCUCUGCAGAUUUCUAUCAGUUUAGCAACAACACCAUCAGUGUUGUGGUUGGGGCCCCCAGAGCCAACACAAGUCAGCCAGGAGUCACUGAGGCGGGGGCUGUGUAUCUCUGUCCCUGGGCACAGACAGGAGGCGCCUGUACUACCAUGACCUUUGACACAAAAGGUGAUGAGGUUUAUCCUCACCAGAAUUUAGGGAUAAGGUCUUCAAAGUCCCACCAGUGGUUUGGAGCUACUGUGCGAUCCUCUGGAAACUACAUUGUGGCCUGUGCCCCCCUGUUCCACUGGAACGUGAUAGACGUGGGUGAACGUGACGAGGCCCAGAACACUCCAGUGGGGAACUGCCUAGUGUUGAACACACUGACGGGGAAAACGGUUGACUUCUCCCCCUGCAAAGAAGUCAUGACGGAGAAGGUUUACAAAGCCCUGAAGUACAAUAACGACAGACGAUACUGUGAAGUGGGAUUUAGCUCCGACAUAACAAAGGAGGGAAGACUCCUUAUUGGUGCCCCUGGAGGCUACUACUUUCAAGGUCAGAUCAUCAGUGCAGGACUGCUUGACAUUGUCAACAGUGCCAAGAGACAGAAUGCCAAACCUUAUGUGGCAGGACAAACCCAUUCCCCUGAGACUGGUGGAUACGAUCAUUACCAUGGGUAUUCUGUGACCACUGGCGAGUUCACUGGAGACUCAAUACCAGAUUAUGUGGUUGGGGUGCCUAAUGACCGCAACACAGCAGGAACAGUCAAAAUCUAUAAUGGAAAUGCAAUUAACUUUUUGGGAGUGAAACACACAUUCUUAGGCUCUCAGGUGGCCUCUUACUUUGGCCACAGCGUUGCAGUGACUGAUAUUAACAAUGAUGGACGAGAUGACAUCCUAAUCGGGGCGCCGCUCUUCAUGGAGCGUGUGUCGGGCCAGCAGUUACAGGAGGUGGGCCAGGUGAGUGUGUACCUGCAGAGAGAGCGCUCCACCUUCCACUCCAAGCCAGACCAGAAGCUGACAGGUUCCCACGUGUACGGACGCUUUGGCAGCACCAUCGCCCCCCUCGGUGACCUGGACAAGGACGGUUUUAACGAUGUUGCUGUGGGAGCCCCAUCCUCAGGCGUUGAAGGGAGGGUUUUCAUCUACAUGGGAACUAGCAAUGGACUGUCUCCCCAGUAUACCCAGGUCAUUGAGAGUCCCUUCCAGUCCCUAGGCUCUCCAGCACAGUUUGGCUUCACCCUGAGAGGGGCCGUUGACAUUGAUUCAAAUGGCUACCCAGAUCUAAUUGUUGGUGCAUGGGGAGUCAAUAAGAUUGCUGUGUACAGGGCUCAAGCCGUGGUGAUGGCCAAAACCCAACUCUCCCUCUACCCUGACUUCUUGAACCCAGAUGUGAAGGAGUGUGAGCGCCCCACCACCAACGAGCCUGUGGCCUGCUUCACAGUCAUGAUGUGCAUUAGUGUGUCUGGCCACAGCAUUCCACAGGAGAUAGUUCUAGAUGCAGAGCUUCAACUGGACAAGAUGAAACAGCCAAUGGCCAGGAGGACCCAGUUGCUGCAGACCAAUCUGCCCCAAGAGUAUUUCCAGCUAACCAUUCAGAGAGAUGUGGGAGUGGUCUGCAGGAACCAAACUGCUUACCUAAGGCAUGAGUCAGAGUUCAAGGACAAGCUGAGCCCCAUCUUCAUCUCCCUGAACUACAGCCUGUCCAACUCCAACUCCCAGGAGGCCAUGCUGCAUGGCCAGAGAGCUGUGGUCACACAGACCAGGAUCAUUCUGGACUGCGGAGAGGACAACAUCUGUGUCCCUGACCUGAGGCUGACUGCUGAAGCAGGUACCGACCGUCUUCUGAUAGGGGAUGACCACCCUGCCCUGUUGGUCAUCACAGCGGAGAACAGAGGAGAGGGGGCCUACGAGACCGAGCUGGAGAUAAUCCCACCAACCAACACACACUACCAGAGUAUGGUGACUGAUAGAGAGGGCUUCAGCAGGUUGAUCUGUGCUCAGAAGAAGGAGAACCAGACAGUGGUGGUGGUCUGUGAACUGGGGAACCCUAUGAAGCAGGGCCAGAAGCUCCAGGCCGGUCUGUUCUUCAGCGUGGGGAACCUGGAGGAGGUGGAGAGCCAAGUGUCAUUCACAUUACAGAUCAAAAGCAAGAACAGCCAGAACCCUGACAGUAACGUAGCCCAUCUGAGGAUUGAUGUCAGCGCUGUGGCAGCUCUGGAGAUGCGGGGGGGCUCCUCUCCACCUGAGUGUGUCCUGCCCAUUGCCAAGUGGGAAGAGAAGGAGCAGCCUGCUGACCUGGAGGAGGUUGGCCCACUAGUGGAACAUGUCUAUGAGUUGAGGAACCUGGGUCCGAGCACGGUCAACGCCAGGGUGGAGGUAGAGUUCCCCACCCGUCACCAUGGAGACUUCCUGCUCUAUGUGUUCGCCAACGCCUCUGAGGAUUUCCUCACCUGCCACACUGACUCCCCUGACAUCGACCCAUACCAGUUGGUGAAGACUGGGAAUGCUACUGUUGGUACAGUGUACAAGGUCAAACAGAAUGAGGUGGCACGGCCGGAGACACAGCGCAAAGAGACCGUUCACGUGAACUGCACCAGUGGAGAUACCUGUCUGAGGUUUGUGUGUGAGGCCACAGGUCUGGAGAGAGGCUGGAGCGCUGUGGUGAAGGUGAUGUCCCGACUCUGGGUACAGACUUUCCUGGAGAGGCCCUAUGAGAAUUAUGUUCUCCACUCUACAGCACGCUAUGAGGUUAUUGAUAUGCCCUCUAAGAUCCAGCCUAAAGAGCUGCCAAGUGGACAGGCUGAGAUCCAGACCAGUGUGGUGUGGAGAGCUCCUGAUGGAGAAAAGGAGGUGCCGGUGUGGUGGAUCAUUGUGGCCGUGGUCUCUGGCCUCUUCCUCCUCGCUCUGCUAGCUCUGAUCUUCUGGAAGGUGGGGUUCUUUAAUCGCAACCGUCCCCCAUGUGAUGAUGAUGAUGACGAUGCAGAACAGCUAGCUGGUGCUGGACAGUCUGAAUACGCUGAGAUGUCCCCAAACACAGAGGACAAGCAAGCAUAAACAACUACUGUAUCACCCUGGAAACCCUGGUGUUUUAUGUAUUUAUUUGAUUUGACACAGACGCCAACACUUUUUCUGAGUGUUAAACUGUUUCACAUGGUUUGUAAAUGUUGCUAUGGGCUUCUUGUUUUACUCCCUAUAACUGCAAAUUUUUUAAAGAUGCACCCUAAAGAUGUUUUUUAAAGGGUAUCUUGCAGCUAUUGCAUUUUGUAAUAGAAUAAUCAUAUAAUCUUGAUUUAACACUUUGUGUCCUUUUGAAGCCAAACUGGCAUUCCAUUGUUCACAGAAGGGAUAUCCUUGUUAGUGUGAUGGCAUCGGCCUGCUCGCUAAGUAACCAUUGUGUUGGGGAGACCAUCAUGACUCACUGAAGGCUGAGCCAGCUUCCUGUUAUUGUAAAGGAGAGAGGGUAGAGGGGAGACCCUAGAGUGACAAUAACACUCAGACCAGGCAAUUCUGUGUUUAUGCAGCCCAUGUAAAAAGAAUAAGAAAUAAAUACCCAGAUAUGGCAAGAAGGGUGCAGUACUUAUA
This is a messenger RNA of Coregonus clupeaformis (lake whitefish), 3961 nucleotides long. RefSeq names its product integrin alpha-IIb-like. Gene Ontology annotation, biological process: integrin-mediated signaling pathway; cell-matrix adhesion; cell adhesion mediated by integrin. NCBI's taxonomy places the organism in Eukaryota, Metazoa, Chordata, Actinopteri, Salmoniformes, Salmonidae. The record is from RefSeq and is a predicted model, not a curated record. Gene Ontology annotation, molecular function: integrin binding. Gene Ontology annotation, cellular component: integrin complex; external side of plasma membrane. The transcript has 31 exons. Bases 263 to 3433 code for a protein of 1056 amino acids.